CCAACUCUCCAGGAAAAGUCUCUAAGUUCUCCGCUUUACACUGCAGUUCCCGCUGCAACGGACAUGUUCAAGAAAGUGGCCAAACGAUUUGUGAGCGAGAUCGACUCCCAAGGCAGGCUGAUACCAGCAACAAGUGUGAAUGAAUCGGAGCACUUCUACCCUCUGCACCUGCUCCACAGGAGGACAGAUGGCCCGUUCUGGAGGAAACCGCGCUACGAGCCGAUCCAUUUGGAAAUCAAACAGAUCGCGGACUUUCAAGCCAGUUGGGCAUCAGUUCCAGGCCCAUCCCUUGGAUUCCAACAAAUGGAGAAUUCUAACGAGAAAGAUUUGAAGAUGAAGAUCAAGGUGACUCCAGUAGAGGGAAGUGUCCAUGGCAGCAGCAGUGUCUCGGAAAGCACCUCCCUGCUGACAGAGAAGCUUUCCAUCGAUGUGAUUGAGAUAAAUGAAAGCUUACUGGGCAGGAAAAUUAAGAAGCACCAGGAUUACAUAGAGCGCAAUUAUUCUGGAAAGCUGUACAUUGUUACUGAAGCCCUGGUCUCUAAAGAGGUCGUCACAUUGAUGAAAAGCACCAAGCAAGAGUGUGAUGUGAUGGUCUCAUUCUCGGGUGCCUUCGAGCUGGGGGGCAAAUGCCAAAAGUCAGCGGUAAAAAGUCUCGAGAUUCCCGAAGGAACAGUCAUUGCGUACAAGGUGUGGGAGCUCACUGUGAUGCAGGAUAAAACCUUGUGCCUUUCGUUGCCGCAGAUAGAGACAGGACUCCUGAGAGAAGCCUGCGCGUUUGCUGCUGACGCCCCCUUGGAGCAAAUGGUAAUGAGGAAGUACGACGUGUGCCGUCAGCUCAGUUACCUGGAGAGCAGUGCGAAGCCUCAACUCUUGGACCUCAUUUGCCAGAUCAUUGAGGACUUUGAAGUCUGCUCAUUUCUUGAGGACACGUUGUGUGACGCUUACGAUGGAAUUAAUCCGGUGUCGCAGGACUUUGACACAUUGGAAGCGUCAAGCUGCGAUCGGGCCCGGGCACUGCUGGACUGGCUGGGAAUCUUGAGAGAAUAUCAGCCCGAUGCAGCGAAGAAGGAUGAACUUCUUCAAGCAGUUUGUCUUCUGGUCGGAGCAAUAGUAGAUUUGCCAUCAGCGAUCUUGCCGAUGUUGGUGGAGAGCCUGAAGAUGGAGCUUAUCCCAGAGCAGUUUCGAGUGGUUAGACAUAUCGUUACGAGCACGGUGUUUUGGAAGAUGGAGGGUGACCUGGAUGCCGGUAGCAUGAUGGGAGAUGCGCUCGGGAAAACUGUGGCAAUCCUGAAGGAGACCGGAGUGGAGCUGGAGAGGGCCGACUUGUGCCUGAGGUACCGUAUUGAACAGACAGGAGGAACAAGGAGCCUCUGGGAGCUGGACAUGGUCUUGUACAGCCUGAAGACACUGAGCGGUCAGUGACCUGGCGAUUGCGCCUGUGGACCCAGUGCUUGGCGUUUGCUGCGGACGGAGGUUUUGACCCUGGUUUGAUUUCGACACCAACUAUUUGCAUUUUAUAUAGUGCUCUUCACGUGGGCGAAAUGUAUAAUUUCGGUUCAUUUAAAAAAAAAAACACUUUACAUCGUGUUUCGUGGCUCAGAAUUUUUACAUAAAAUUAUUUUGCAAGUCCAGACUUGACGAG
Callorhinchus milii (elephant shark) is the source of this 1642-nucleotide messenger RNA. Its product is annotated as gasdermin-D. The transcript is spliced from 10 exons. NCBI's taxonomy places the organism in Eukaryota, Metazoa, Chordata, Chondrichthyes, Chimaeriformes, Callorhinchidae. Bases 64 to 1422 code for a protein of 452 amino acids. The record is from RefSeq and is a predicted model, not a curated record.